GGCAGGGGCGGUGGAAAUCCAAAUUAUCGCGAACUGCUGUUGAACGAACAUCAUGUGGAGCAGGCUCCGCAAAGUAACGGUUUCUUGCCACGCUUGAGCAGCAGUUGCGUGAAUGGCAGAGAUGAACUAGAACAAAGACAGAGAACCACGGAACAGGAUUACUACGCCUCCAACGGGGGCGGGGGCGCCAUAGAAAUGCAAACCUUUCACCGACGCCACACGGGGGGACCUCCUCCGGGUGGAACAGGUCCUGGCAUGAUCGAUUACGGUGGUCCAGAUCAUUACCACGGGCACGGUCACGAGAAACAGCAGGCAGCGCGACUUCUCGACCACACAGGCGGCGGGGCGGCUGGAGACGCCGGCUUUCGACAGAUCGGACAAGAAAUAAACCUUCAUCACGACGCAUUCACCUCCGAGCAAAGGAACAAAUCGACCGACAAAAACAUGAAAGAGAGAAGCAGGGGCACCAACAGCAGAAUCGCCACACAAGAUCGCCACCAGGUCGUUUACGGAGGUGGCCCGCCCCGUGCGAUUGAAUUGGCAAACAUGAACAUGUCGAUUGGGGAACAAAGCCCCAGCAGGGUGACGUCUUCGAGCCGCCGAACCUACGGACCGCCGGCGAUGGAGAUGUUUUUCCAGGAGGACGACAUACAUCCCGGUGGCGCCUUCGAGUAUUCGAACCCUUUUGAAGCAGCCGCCGUUCCUCUUCCUGACGGCAGCAGGGAGGGGAGUAGAUCGCGUCCGCAGGAGGGCCGUGUAGAGCGCGAGAUGCUCGUCUCGCGCGCGAACAGACCGGUUCAUGCGCAGGCAAAGGACCAGGUAUUCUAUUCAGAUACAAACUUCACAAAACAAUAAAUCAAUGUGGGAUGAAAGCAGCUGUUUAUGAUUUUCUGUACUACUACUACAGUCAUUCUUGCGCCGCGAUGGAUGAACAAGCACUUCACGACUUUGAUAUGAUGUUGGCGUUAGCUUCAAUCGCACGUCGUGUCGCAGGUUCUCAAGACGCAAGAAAGAAACGCACUCUACUUUAUUUUUUCCGCAAUGAAAAAAUCUUCUAACGAACUCCCAGUCACGUCACAAACAUGGAGAGCACCAUUUUGCGGCAGAGGAGCAAGACAUGCAGGAGCUGCGGAAAAGACAGGACCACCACCACGCUCACAAACUUGGGGAGGUUCUGCAAGCCGCGGCGCUCGCGGCGCGUCUCGAAGAUAUCCGGUUGGCGCAACAACUACAACAGCAGCAAAAUUAUCCUACAGCGAGCGGCGCUAGAAGUAGUCGCGAGCAACCGCAUGUUGAACAGGAACAGCGACAUCAGCAGUUGAUGCAAGAACAGCAAGGGGCAAGCUAUCGCUCCAAUGCCUCAAGCGCAGACGACUCUGCUGCCGUGCCGCGCGAUCGGAGAGUCCACGCGAGCUCGUCGGAGACGUGCCACUUUGGCGUUACAGCAGAUAGGAGUACGACUGAGGAGAAGAACAAGAACAUGCAGGACGAGAGUGUCGCAGCUUCUCCUCCUGCUGCUUCCCUGAUGUUGCCUCCAGUAGGCCGCGACCCGGGAGCGGGCUCCUCCUACCAUAACGAUCCUUCCAUGGUUCAACGUCAGCAGCGGCUGCAAACAGCACGAGGACAAGAGGAAGACCAUUCGCGUGUUGGAGGAGGACCUUUUCAUCUGCCAGGAGGAGGUGCCGCCCCCCGUGCUGGUCAACCCCGGCAACACUUGCACGUCUCCUCACAUCACGCCAGCAUCCCCAGCCUGCUCUCAGAUCUGGGUGGGGAAAAAACUACAUCAGGAAGUGGUGAUCUUCGAGAUGGCCGCGCUGCAGCUCUUGUUCAGGAGCCCCGCCAAUUACUACAUCAAAACGUUGCCAGGAAGGUGGCGCCGGGAGGUGGGGGUGCAGCAACUUCUACAUCUGUGAGGAUAAAUGCGAAUCUUCUAGAUAGAAGUAGUUCUGGUUCUCCAGUAAGGCGGCAACACUUCGCAGAGCUAGAGUCGCUGGGGCCUCGAGAGUUCCAGGUGAUGGAGCGGCGAACGACCUCCGAGAGGAGGACAAGUCGGGAGCAGAAUCGAAAACGGAUCGCCGACGUGGCUGGUCUCUCGCCCGAAGGUGCAGCCGCGGCGAGCAUGGAAGCAAUUCAGCGGAAGCAGCGCCUGGCAGCUGCGGAAGCGAGGGCGACGCAGGAACGGACUCGAGGGGGCGUAUCGGAAAAGCGGGCGAAGCAAAUGAUGCAGGAAGCAAAAGACACAGAUAGGUAGCAAAAGCAGAGAAGGCGGCUCCUGUGCCAGCAGCCGCUUUUAACGAUAGCAUCUAUGCUCAUGGUGCAACUACGUCUGUGUCUGUGUGUGUCACGAUCUUUUUGCACCAGAUGAUGAAGAUCAAGACUCUAUUUCCUUUCCAUCCGCCGUCUUUUACUUUUUUGCCGUUGGACGAAACAUUUUCGUAGAGCAGCCAUCAAUAAAAACAAAAAGAAAAUGAAAAUCACAACUACCCUCAAUGCGAGCGAAAAUCUCCUUGAUGCAUACGACUAUAACACCUAAAAACGAGUACGAGCACCCGUUGUAUUUGCGAAAGACACACAACAUCUUGCCCCGUCGAGAGAGAAGCCGUUCUGUUCCGAGUACCAGGAGCUGCUACCCUGUUGUUGCACAUAGGGAAACCAAGCAAAGUUUCCGCAUAUUAGCUUUAAAAAACGCGACUCGAUCGAGUUUCCUACUAAAAACAGGUCCACUAGUUCAUUCUGUAUGUCGCCUACCCAAUGAAAUGGAAUAUCCCCACCAAAAGACAAUUUCUUGAAUUUUAGUGAUAUAUACGCAGUCAGAAUCAAUAAGAUUAAGAUUAAUAUGGCACCUCCACCAUCCACUUGCACUUGCAAGAUUUUCCGAUCGCGAUCUUGAC
Molecule: messenger RNA, 2891 nt
Organism: Amoebophrya sp. A120
Lineage: Eukaryota; Dinophyceae; Syndiniales; Amoebophryaceae
Source: the annotation of a GenBank genome assembly